Panicum hallii is the source of this 1240-nucleotide messenger RNA. RefSeq names its product 26S proteasome non-ATPase regulatory subunit 14 homolog. The record is from RefSeq and is a predicted model, not a curated record. Gene Ontology annotation, cellular component: proteasome regulatory particle, lid subcomplex. Bases 652 to 1161 code for a protein of 169 amino acids. Gene Ontology annotation, molecular function: protein binding; proteasome binding; metallopeptidase activity. NCBI's taxonomy places the organism in Eukaryota, Viridiplantae, Streptophyta, Magnoliopsida, Poales, Poaceae. Gene Ontology annotation, biological process: proteasome-mediated ubiquitin-dependent protein catabolic process; protein deubiquitination. The transcript has 5 exons.
GCUCCUGACGGUUCCCAUCUCUCCCGCCCCGAUACCCUCCUGCUCGCGAUGGUCCGGCGCUCUCCACCUCCCCUGCUCCGCUCCGACACCCGCCCCCUCGCGAUCCGCCACCAGUUCACCGAUGGUUUGGCUCGGUCGUCCAGACUCCCCGUUGGGCGAUGCCUCCGUUGGGCGAUGCCUCCCUCGCCCGAGUCUCCCCCUCACACGAAACCUACCCCCACUCGAUCGCGGACGCCUCCGGCCUUCCCAUCGGGCGCGAGCGCCGCCCCCACAUGCUCGCCUUCAAUUUGCGGCGCCGUCAUCCUCCCCGGCGGGCGCGGGCGCCGUCCCCGCCUUCUCGGCUUGGACUUGCGGCGCCGUAGGCCUCCCCGAUGGUUCGUGGAUGCCUCCGGCCUCCCCGACGGCUGCGAGCGCCGCCCCGCCUGCGCGCCUUCAAUUUGCGGGACCAUCGACCUCCCUCUCGCUCGCCAGCUUCGCGCGGGUCCACACGAGGCUCAGCCGCCACCGCAUCGCCUGCACACCGGUCUCCUCCACCCCCGUGUGCUCGAGCCGCCGCCACCGCCGCGUCCACCCGUGUGCCAACACUGCAUCUCCCUGUGUCCAGACUGGAUUUCAACUCUGAAGAAACCCGACGCGUGCCGCUGACCAGAAAUGGUUGUAGGCUGGUAUCACUCACAUCCUGGCUUCGGUUGCUGGCUCUCUGGAGUUGAUAUAAAGACUCAACAGAGUUUUGAAGCUUUGAAUCCCAGGGCUGUUGCUGCUGUGAUAGAUCCCAUCCAGAGUAUGAAGGGGAAGGUGGUUAUUGAUGCAUUCCGCCUCAUUAAUCCUCAAACCAUGAUGCUUGGCCAGGAGCCACAGCAGACGACAUCAAAUGUUGGGCACCUAAAUAAGCCAUCUUUCCAGGCUCUUAUCCAUGGGCUGAACAGACACUACUACUCAAUUGCAAUCAAUUACAGGAAAAACGAGCUUGAGGAAAUGCUGAACCUAGCCAUCAAGUACAACAAGGCAGUGCAAGAGGAGGAUGAGCUGCCACGAGAAACUUGCCAGAGUGAAUGCCGGUCGGCAGGAUGCAAAGAAGCAUUUGGAAGAGCAUGUGUCAAAUUUGAUGUCGUCAAACAUAGCUCAGACCUAGGAACCAUGCUUGACACAAUUGUCUUUUAGCCUACGACUAUUGUUGUUCCAAACAAUCUACACAUACCCAUUUUAUUGAAGCCCGACACAUGGAAUGAGCUUGACGCCA